AUGAAGGGUGUUGUUGAUGUUGUUGUCUCUCCAGGAAUACUAGUAGAGGAGGAGGAGUGUGCUUCAGCUACAUUCAAUUUUGUAUUGAUUGUGCCUUUGAAUUUUGAUCAUUUCAACAGAGAAGGUGUCUUGCUUUUGCGUGGACUGGAUUCGAGGCUGACAAAGGAUCUCUCUCCUGAUCUUCAGAAGCUCCGAUGUAAGGUUGCUUUUCAUGCAUUAAGGUUUGCAAAGCCUGUUCAGGAACUUGGUGACAACAUUGCUGAGAGAAUGAAAAGCAAGGGACCUUACCUUGCUCUUCAUCUACGGAUGGAAAAGGAUGUGUGGGUAAGAACUGGUUGUCUACCUGGUUUGAGUCCUGAGUAUGAUGAGAUGGUAAACAAAGAGAGGCUACAUCGACCUGAGCUCUUAACGGCGAAAUCAAACAUGACAUACCAUGAAAGGAGGCUGGCUGGCCUCUGCCCCUUGAAUGCUGUGGAGGUUACCAGGCUGCUUAAAGCUCUGGGAGCUCCAAAAAAUGCAAGAAUUUAUUGGGCUGGAGGACAACCACUAGGUGGAAAAGAGGCCUUGCAACCAUUAAUCAACGAGUUUCCAUAUCUUUACCGUAAGGAAGAUAUUGCCUUACCUGGAGAACUAGAACCAUUCGCAAAUAAAGCUUCCCUAAUGGCUGCCAUCGAUUACAUAGUCUCCGAGAAGAGUGAUGUUUUCAUGCCAUCUCAUGGAGGAAAUAUGGGCCAUGCAAUUCAGGGUCACCGGGCCUAUGCAGGACACAAGAAAUAUAUAACACCAAACAAAAGACAGAUGCUACCCUAUUUUCUGAACUCUUCCCUCCCUGAAGAAGAGUUCAACAGCAUUGUCAAGGAAUUGCAUCAGGAAUCAUUAGGUCAGCCAGAACUGAGGACUAGCAAGGCUAGAAGAGAUGUCACCAAGUAUCCUGUUCCUGAGUGCAUGUGCAAUGACAAAUAA
This is a messenger RNA of Sphenostylis stenocarpa, 963 nucleotides long. The record is from the annotation of a GenBank genome assembly. NCBI's taxonomy places the organism in Eukaryota, Viridiplantae, Streptophyta, Magnoliopsida, Fabales, Fabaceae.